GGAUUCACGGAAGAGGAUAUCGAAAGAUCUAGCAUUCCAGAAUAAAUAUUUCAUCUGUCAUUCGGCGAGGAACGAUCGAGAGGCGGGAAUUUACGAGAGAGAAGCGCCCUCCUCUCCCGCGUGACAGCAACUGGAAAAUCAAUAUAACACGACGCGGGAAGAGAAGAGAGGCGGAACGGAGCGGCCGCCUUCAGGUUAUGUGGUCGCCCGGUGCGUGCUAUUUUCGUUGCGGCGAAGAGGUGUUUAUUCUUGCGUCCAGGCGCCGCCGGUCACGCGCUUAUAAUGCAUCUGAGAGGGACGGCGAGCCCCGACGAGCGCGCCGCGAGAUAGUAGACGAAAAUGGGCAGGAGGAAGGCGCACGCGAAAGGUAAACAACACGGCCCAUCGUCGCAGCAGCAGCAACCGAGGCACGUAUCCGCGGCGAGGAGGAACGAGCUCAAUGCCCUGUGCGAGAAGCUCUUUCAUCUAAGCAGCAAUCCGGCGUACGUGACGCAAUUAUGGAACAACUACUUGGAUAUAUCAGAAGUUCUGCUGAAGGUUAAACGUCUGGAGGAGAUGAAGACGGAAUCGUCCCAGCGAUCCCAGGGGAUUGGACAAUUUAUGAACUGGUUGACGGAGAAUGGGGCACGCGUAGACGGCGUGAAUAUCGUCGAAUUUCCUGGAUGCGAUCUGGGAUUAAAGGCGGAGAUCGAUUUUCCUGAGAAUCAAUUGAUCCUCGAGAUACCUAGGGCUCUCAUCUUCAGUACGUACACCGCAGCACCGGAACUGACAGUCCUGCAAAAUGAUCCAUUGGUGCAGCACAUGCCGCAAGUGGCACUGGCAAUAGCACUUCUCGUAGAGAGGUACAAGGAGAACUCCAAGUGGCAACCUUACCUGGAUAUACUUCCUAGUAGCUACAACACAGUUUUGUACAUGAAAGCCAAUGAUAUGAUCGAGCUUAAAGGCAGUCCUACGUUAGAGGCUGCAUUGAAGCAAUGUCGAAAUAUCGCAAGGCAAUAUUCCUACUUUAACAGAGUGUUUCAAAGUAACAAUAACGCUGUAUCAGCCAUACUCAGGGACGUUUUCACCUACGAGAGAUACUGUUGGGCAGUUUCAACUGUGAUGACACGACAGAACUUAAUUCCGAGCCCGGAUGGCUCGCGCAUGAUUCACGCUUUGAUCCCGAUGUGGGAUAUGUGCAAUCACGAGAACGGAAGGAUUACGACAGAUUUCAACGCGACCACGGAUCGUUGCGAGUGCUACGCGUUGAGGGACUUCAAGAAAGGAGAACAAGUGUUCAUAAGUUACGGCCCGAGAACGAAUUCCGAUUUUUUCGUGCAUUCGGGCUUCGUCUAUAUGAAUAAUGAACAAGAUGGUUUUAAACUUCGUCUUGGCAUUAGUAAAGCGGACUCCCUUCAGAAGGAGCGAAUAGAGCUGCUGAGCAAACUAAGUUUGCCGUCAGUCGGGGAAUUUUUACUAAAGCCGGGUAUGGAACCCAUCUCCGACACGUUAUUGGCCUUCCUACGAGUGUUCAGUAUGCGAAAAGCCGAGCUCGCGCACUGGUUACGCUCGGACAAGGUCUUCGACCUGAAGCACAUGGAUUGCGCGUUGGAGACGGUCGUCGAGGAGAAUGUCAGAAAAUUUUUGCUGACCAGGCUGCAACUUUUAAUCGCCAACUAUCCGACGACAUUGAAGGAGGAUCUAGAAUUACUCGAGACCACAUUGCCGCAGAUAAAAAAAAUGGCCGUUCAAUUGAGGGUCACGGAGAAGAGGAUACUCUUGGGCGCACUAGAAUACGUGGAGCAGUGGAUAAAGGCUUGAAAUGAAAAUUGGUUACGUUUCGGCUAGGGAAUAUAUAUACUUAGUUACAUAUAGUUACGAGAUAAAAGCAUCUCGGAAGAAAUCAAUUUUAUUUUUACAAUAUUUCUGAACGACGAUUUUUCGAGUAUAAAAAGUAAAAUAUAAAAGCGGACGAAUUAUAUGUAAUAAAAAAAGCAU
Nylanderia fulva is the source of this 1977-nucleotide messenger RNA. It is a transcript of the gene Setd3, whose product is annotated as SET domain containing 3. Gene Ontology annotation, molecular function: protein binding; protein-lysine N-methyltransferase activity; protein-L-histidine N-tele-methyltransferase activity. Gene Ontology annotation, biological process: peptidyl-lysine monomethylation; peptidyl-lysine trimethylation; actin modification. The record is from RefSeq and is a predicted model, not a curated record. Lineage: Eukaryota; Metazoa; Arthropoda; Insecta; Hymenoptera; Formicidae.